GUCUGGUGUGUCCUCUGGAGGUGUCGGUCAGUUCAGGGAGUAUCCAGGUUGCCCGAGGCCAGACAGCAGUGUUGCCCUGCACCUUCACCACUAAUGCUGCUCUCACAAACCUUAACGUCAUCUGGAUGGUGAUUCCUCUUUCGAACGCCAACCAGCCUCAACAGGUUAUUCUCUACCAAGGGGGUCAGAUCUUUGGUGGUGCACCCCAGUUCUACGGGCGAGUGGGGUUUGCUGUGACAAUGCCAACCACCAGUGCCUCCAUCUUCAUCAACAACACCCAGCUCUCGGACACGGGCACGUACCAGUGUCUGGUCAACAACCUCCCCGACCGGGGCGUCAGGAACAUUGGAGUCAUUGGACUCACUGUCCUGGUUCCUCCUUCUACCCCUCUGUGCAGAAUCCAGGGGUCCCUGGAUGUGGGCAGCGACGUCACACUGACCUGCAGCUCAGAAGAAGGCAUCCCCCGGCCAACAUACCUCUGGGAGAAACUGGACAAUGUUCCCAAGUUGCCCCCAACUGCCACACAAGACCAAGUCCAGGGCACUGUCACUCUCCGAAAUAUCAGCACUGUGUCCUCAGGUCUUUACCAAUGUGUGGCUUCAAAUGCCAUUGGAACCAGCACUUGCCUUCUGGACCUGCAAGUCAUUGCACCCCACCCCCGGAGCGUUGGCCUGAUCGCGGGAGCGGUGGCCACGGGAGCUGUGGUGCUCGUCGUCUGCGUUGUCUUGGUGGCCGUGGCACUGUUUUACUGGAAAAACAAACACAAAGAAGAGGAAGAGGAGGAGAUUCCCAAUGAGAUAAGGGAGGACGACCUGCCGCCCAAAUGCUCCUCUGCUGCGAAGACGUUCCACGCCGACGCCUCCUCGUCG
This is a messenger RNA of Merops nubicus (carmine bee-eater), 869 nucleotides long. RefSeq names its product immunoglobulin superfamily, member 11 (gene IGSF11). Gene Ontology annotation, cellular component: cell-cell junction. The record is from RefSeq and is a predicted model, not a curated record. Gene Ontology annotation, biological process: homophilic cell-cell adhesion. Gene Ontology annotation, molecular function: ionotropic glutamate receptor binding. The transcript is spliced from 6 exons. The annotation marks the transcript as partial. Lineage: Eukaryota; Metazoa; Chordata; Aves; Coraciiformes; Meropidae.